CCACAAAGGCUCGACAUGGCAUCCUUGUACUGCUUCGACACCGCUAUAGCCGUAGAGCAAGAGCAAUGCACAUCUAUGUUCCUUGUCGAUAGCGCCCCCAAUGUCCUGGAUAUUAUUGGCUACAGAAGCUGGUGUGUUCUUCAAACGUACGCACAUCAACGUUACGUCGUCCUUCAUAGACCGGUCUGCAACUGCCAUUCGGGUAGGUCACACUUUAUCCAGUCGUCAAGAGACAAAUGUGUUGAGUCUAGUCUGGCCCUCUUAGACCUUCACAGACAGUUCUCUGAUCUCUCCCGACUACGAAAUUACCAGUGGCUCGUUUAUGGCCUUACAAGCUUCAACGCCGUCCACGGGGCAGUAGCCCUAGCGUCCUGCCUCCUUGAUCGACCAAAUGAUAUAGACCCAGCCGCCUACCGGGCCGCUUUGAUGGCACCAUCCGAACAAUAGAGUCGCUGCUGGACCGCAGCCCUGUUUGUGUGAAAGCGCUACCCAUCCUUCGGCAUAUACACACAUAAUUGUUCCCGGACCACUCAGCAGCCAGGGCCGGAAGAUGGCUUUGACAGCACAUUCGAAAGCUGGAUUGAUGCUGUUCAGUG
This is a messenger RNA of Aspergillus pseudotamarii, 596 nucleotides long. RefSeq names its product fungal specific transcription factor domain-containing protein. The transcript is spliced from 2 exons. Lineage: Eukaryota; Fungi; Ascomycota; Eurotiomycetes; Eurotiales; Aspergillaceae. The record is from RefSeq and is a predicted model, not a curated record. Bases 16 to 447 code for a protein of 143 amino acids.